Molecule: messenger RNA, 5951 nt
Organism: Salvelinus fontinalis (brook trout)
Lineage: Eukaryota; Metazoa; Chordata; Actinopteri; Salmoniformes; Salmonidae
Product: NACHT, LRR and PYD domains-containing protein 5-like
Exons: 19
Coding region: 205-5205 (1666 amino acids)
Biological process (GO): regulation of apoptotic process
Molecular function (GO): protein binding
Source: RefSeq, a predicted model, not a curated record
AAGUGUAUGGAGACUUUACAUGACAUAAAUAUGGAUAUAUAAUAUAAACUAAUACGUGUUGAACCCGCCCACUGUGUUGAAACAGGAAGUACAUUUAUAAGGAAGUAGAUGAAUAAAUGGACAUCAUCGGUCGAAGAAAAAAUGUUUCUGAGAUAGCUGAUGAGUCUCUGUGGGGAGAGAUAGGAGGGGACCACUGCCUCUGAAAUGAGUCUCUCUGGGGAGAGCGAGAAGAGAGGCACUGCCUCUAAGAGGAAGUAUUCUGACCGAGAGGAGGGGGCCACACCCUCUAAAAAGAGUCUGCCUCAAGACACCAGUUCUAAGAGUGACCAGAAGCCCAGAGCAGAGUUACCUACACCCAGCCUGCAAUCAAUGAAGAGUAAUCAGUCAAUGGGUAAUCCACCUACUUUCAGCCAGGAACCAUUACCAGAUGACAAUAAGGAAGUGGAGAGUUUGGACAGUGAGGAUGCAUUAAAGAUCACACACAACCUUCUGGACAGAAGAAGUCAAACUCUGCUGACAGUCCAACAAGACAUUAAGGCUAAACUGAAACACAAGUAUCAACACAUAUCUGAAGGAAUUGGACACCAUGGAAACCAAAGUCUGUUCAAGGACAUCUACACAGAGCUCUACAUCACAGAGGGUGGAAGUGGAGGGCUCAAUAAUGAACAUGAGGUGAGACAGAUAGAGAUGGCAUCCAAGAAACAAACCACACAAGAGACACCAAUCAAAUGCAACGACAUCUUCAAGCCUUUACCUGGACAAGACAAACCUAUCAGAACUGUGCUGACAAAAGGAAUCGCUGGCAUUGGAAAAACAGUCUCUGUGCAGAAGGUCAUCCUUGACUGGGCAGAGGGAAAAGCAAAUCAGGACGUUCAUUUCAUGUUUCCUCUUCCUUUCCGUGAUCUGAACCUGAAAAAGGACCAAUACAGUCUGAUGCAACUUCUUUCCCACUACUUCCCAGAGCUGAAAGAGAUUGACAGCAUUGAAGAUGGUGAAACCAAAACUGUUUUCAUUUUUGAUGGUCUGGAUGAGUCUCGACUUCCUCUAGACUUCAAAAACAAGGAGAAGUGCUGUGAUGUCACGAACCCAACCUCAGUGGACGUGCUGCUGACAAACCUCAUCGAGGGGAAUCUGCUUCCCUCUGCUCUCCUCUGGAUAACCACACGACCUGCAGCAGCCAAUCAGAUCCCUCCUGAUUGUAUUAACCGGGUGACAGAGGUACGAGGGUUCAAUGAUCCACAGAAGGAGGAGUACUUCAGGAAGAAAAUCAUAGAUCAGAAUCUUGCCAAUGAUAUCAUCAAACACAUGAAGACAUCAAGGAGCCUCCACAUCAUGUGCCACAUGCCAGUCUUCUGUUGGAUAUCAGCCACUGUCCUUGAGAUGAUACUGAAAGAGGCAUGGAAGGAUGAAGUCCCCAAAACUCUGACCCAGAUGUACUCACACUUCAUACUCAUCCAAAUCAUUGUGAAGAACAGGAAGUACAACAAAGCCACAGAGACAAACCCAAAGGAACUGUCUCAGUCAGACAAAGAGAUGAUCCUGAAACUGGCAAAGCUGGCUUUCCAACAGCUGCAGAAGGGCAACCUGAUCUUCUAUGAGGAGGACCUGAGAGAGUGUGGCCUUGAUGUCACAGAGGCAUCAGAGUACUCAGCGUUGUGUACAGAGAUCUUUAAAGAAGAAUCUGGGCUGUACCAAGACAAGGUCUACAGCUUUGUGCAUCUGAGCAUUCAGGAGUUUCUAGCAGCAGUGCAUGCUUUAGAAUCAUGUCUGGACAAGAAGGAAAAUGUUUUCUCCCCCACUAGUGAUGAUGAAGAAGAUGAGGAGGAGAAGGAUGAUGAAGAGGAGGAGUCAAUCCAGUUGUCUGACUUACACAGGAGCGCAGUGGACCAGGCCUUGAAGAGUGAGAAUGGACACCUGGACCUGUUCCUCCGCUUCCUUCUGGGUCUCUCACUGGAGUCCAAUCAGAAUCUGUUACGAGGCCUUCUGACACAGACAGGAAGUAUAACACAGACCAAUGAGGAAACAGUUGAGAGAACAGUCAGGUACCUUUCAGACAAGAUCGUGGAGGAAUCCUCACCAGAAAGGAUCAUCAACUUGUUCCACUGUCUGAAUGAACUUGGUUCCAACUCUCUAGUUGAAGACAUGCAGACCUCGCUUCGAUCAGGAACUCUUUCAGAAACAAUACUAAAACCUGACCAAUGUUCAGCCCUGGCCUACCUGUUACUGAUGUCAGAGGAGGUGCUGGAGGAGUUUGACCUGAAGACAUACAACACAUCAGAGGAAGGUUAUCAGAGGUUGCUGCCAGUCGUGAAAACCUGCAAGAGAGCACUACUGGAUGGCUGUGAACUCACAUAUAAAUCGUGUGAGACUCUGGCCUCAGCUCUGCAGACACCAAACUCCCCCCUGAGAGAACUGGACCUCAGCUACAAUGACCUGAGAGACAGAGGAGUGGAGCUGCUCUGUGUUGGACUAACCAGCCCACUCUGCAACAUACAGACACUAGAACUUCAUGGCUGUAAAGUCACAUAUAAAUCAUGUGAGACUCUGGCCUCAGCUCUGCAGACACCAAACUUCCCCCUGAGAGACCUGGACCUCAGCUACAAUGACCUGGGAGACAGAGGAGUGGAGCUGCUCUGUGUUGGACUAACCAGCCCACUCUGCAACAUACAGACACUAGUUCUGGGUCAGUGUGGUCUGACAGAGGGUUGCUGUUCAGAUCUGGCCUCAGUCCUGAGUUCACCCAACUCACAACUGAAACAACUGGAGCUGAGAAACAAUGACCUGCAGGACUCAGGAGUUACACUGCUGUCUGCUGGACUGGAGGAUCCAGACUGUAAACUACACACACUGGGGCUGUCUGGCUGUCUGGUCACAGAGGAGGGCUGUGCUGCUCUGUCUUCAGCUCUGAGGUCAAACCCCUCACACCUGAAAGAGCUGGACCUGAGCUACAAUCACCCAGGAGACUCUGCAGGAGGACUGCUUUCAGCUGCUCUGGUGGAUCCCACAUAUAAACUGUUGAAGCUGAAUGUGGAUCAUGGUGGAGAGUGCAGGCUGAAAUCAGGGCUGAGGAAAUAUGCCUGUCAUCUCACCCUGGACCCAGAUACAGCAAACCCAAACCUGAUACUGUCUGAGGGGAACAGGAAGGUGACACGGGUGGAAGAGGAGCAGCAUUAUGAAGACCAUCCAGACAGAUUUGACGCAUAUCCCCAAGUUCUCUGCAGAGAAGGCUUAUCUGGAUGUCGUUAUUACUGGGAGGUGGAGAGGGGUGGUGACAUGGCUGACAUUGGUUUGGUGUACGAAGGACUGAAGAGGAAGGGAGAUGAGGAUGACAGUAGGAUUGGAUCCAAUAGGGAGUCCUGGUGUUUAGUCUGCUCUUAUAGUGGUUCUACAUUUUUCCAUGCUGGAGUCAGUAGGAGAUCCAUCCCUCGUCCUGAUUCUAACAGAGUUGGAGUGUAUCUGGACUGGCCAGCUGGUACUUUGACCUUCUAUAGUGUGUCCUCCUCUGGGACACUGACACACCUUUACACAGAACACACCACAUUCACUGAACCCCUCUAUCCUGGGUUUAAGGUUUACUCCUCCUCAGUGACCCUGUGUCAGAUAGAUGACCAACACAUUCAGAGAGACCAUGGUGGAGAGUGUUGGAUCAAGCCUGGACCUGAGGACACCAGAGACCAUGGUGGAGAGUGUUGGAUCAAGCCUGGACCUGAGGACACCAGAGACCAUGGUGGAGAGUGUUGGAUCAAGCCUGGACCUGAGGACACCAGAGACCAUGAUGGAGAGUGUUGGAUCAAGUCUGGACCUGAGGACACCAGAGACCAUGGUGGAGAGUGUUGUGUCAAGCCUGGACCUGAGGACACCAGAGACCAUGGUGGAGAGUGUUGGAUCAAGCCUGGACCUGAGGACACCAGAGACCAUGGUGGAGAGUGUUGGAUCAAGCCUGGACCUGAGGACACCAGAGACCAUGGUGGAGAGUGUUGUGUCAAGCCUGGACCUGAGAAAUUGAUUCCUCAGAGCUGUAAGACUUGUGACCAUGUUGAGGACUCCACACACUGGCUUCAGAUUGAACCCUUGACUUCCACUGUCCAGGGAGUGACAAUGUUCAGACACAGGACACCCAAAGGGAGUUAUGAGUGCACAGUGUCUGGGCUCCGCUGGCUGUGUGAGAGAGAUGUCAUUCUGAAGUAUCACUUCAGGAACUGGGAUCCCUACAGUCAACUUCUGAAAGACAUGCAGUACACACAAGGUGGUCCAUUGCUGGACAUCACUAUGGAGUUAGGUGAACUGGAGGAAGUUCAUCUGCCACACUUUGUCUGUUUAGGGAACAACCCUUCCCUGAGGAAUGAGAUGAAGAUUCUUCAUGUAGAGGAACAUGGAGUGUCUUUAGAGGAAGUGCAUGAGGUCAACAGAUUCCAUGCUAAGAUUCUCCAUCCCAAGUUCUCAGCUAUCUCUCUGAUACUGAGAUUACUGUCUUGGAACGUAGACGUCCACUGUGAGCUGAUGCUCUAUCUGACAGUGAUGAAGGAAACACUAAUUUCUCGCCUAUACCUGUUCCCCUGGAACCCCGGCCAAAUACAGGCUGUGGAACAACAGGAGUCAAAGUUUCAAGGGUCUAAAAGGUUUCCCAUCACAAGACCAGAGCAGUCCUUCAAACUAUAUAGUUCCAUCAGACUGAACAUUCCCUGUUCUACCUCCAUCAAUCCACAGAAGAUUCAUUUCAUACAAAGAGACACCACACCAAGCUUUUUCAAGGCGGUUGUGAAAAUGACAGGGAUUGACAUUGAGAUGGAGUUAUUCAGUGAUGAUGAGAGGACAGUAUGGAAAGAAAAUGUACCAAAAGAUGAGUACAUCACUGACACCCGUUCAACAAGUGCUGUAUCGGGGGCAGGGGGUCCGGCUGAGAGCAGUCUGACUGGUUCUGCAGAGCACCAGCUGCUUUCUGUACGGACAGAGUUUGUGAAACGAGUAUCAGGACCUGUCCUGAAUGAACUGCUGGACGGACUCCGGCAACACACAGUCAUCAACCAGGAGGAAAUGGAGUCAGUGAAGGUGAUCGCUGAGAGGGCAGAGAAGGCACGUGACAUCAUCGACAUGGUGUUGAGAAAAGGAACUGAGUCGUGUUCCAGGAUGAUCAACCUUCUUGGGGAGCUGGACCCUUAUCUUUGUUCACAGCUUCAGAUCAACAGUGUUGGGGUACCAACCUAAUGGUAGAAUGGAUAGUAACAGUGUUGGGGUACCAACCUAAUGGUAGAAUGGAUAGUAACAGUGUUGGGGUACCAUCCUAAUGGUAGAAUGGAUAGUAACAGUGUUGGGGUACCAACCUAAUGGUAGAAUGGAUAGUAACAGUGUUGGGGUACCAACCUAAUGGUAGAAUGGAUAGUAACAGUGUUGGGGUCCCAACCUAAUGGUAGAAUGGACAGUAACAGUGUUGGGGUACCAUCCUAAUGGUAUAAUGGAUAGUAACAGUGUUGGGGUACCAUCCUAAUGGUAGAAUGGAUAGUAACAGUGUUGGGGUACCAACCUAAUGGUAGAAUGGAUAGUAACAGUGUUGGGGUACCAACCUAAUGGUAGAAUGGAUAGUAACAGUGUUGGGGUACCAACCUAAUGGUAGAAUGGAUAGUAACAGUGUUGGGGUACCAACCUAAUGGUAGAAUGGAUAGUAACAGUGUUGGGGUACCAACCUAAUGGUAGAAUGGACAGUAACACUCCUACUCAACACCAUGGGGUGUAUUCCCUAGGAAACAGACCUGAUCCUAGAUCAACACCAUGGGGUGUAUUCCCUAGGAAACAGACCUGAUCCUAGAUCAGUCAGGACUCCUACUCAACCAAACUGAAUUUGUCCAAAAUAAACGCUUUUUUGUUGUUGUUGCAAAACGUUAUGCUACGGUGGGUGACUAAUAAAUCCACCCCUGAUCUGUAAUUCUUUGUCAAUAAAUGUUUGUUUCUGGGUA